AUGGAUUUCUCCCUCUGGACGAAUCCAUUUGCGGACCUCCGGGAAAAGACAUACAAGCCGCCCCCUCCUCCAAUGAUCCCAAUACCAGACCCGUUUCCGCUGCUCUCCCAGAAUCCGCCGCCCGAAAAGAGUCUUCUCCGAGCCCCAAGGACAUCACGCCCUCCCCCGCGACGUUGGAGGUUUGAAAUGGCUGCCGGCGGCCCACCACCGCUGUUUGUGGGCUUCACGCGUAACUGGCCACAGCUUCUGCAGUGCGUGGUGAGCUAUAUCGCCGCCGGGUGGCCGGCCGAGGACAUUUACGUGGUCGAGAACACGGGCGUCAUGUUCGCAAACCGGGAGGGCAAGCUGACGCUCCAAAACCCUUUCUACCUGAACCACACUCAACUGGCCAUGUUGGGUGUAAGAGUCAUUAUUACUCCGACCCUCCUCACCUUUUCGCAACUCCAAAACUUCUACCUUUGGACCGCCCUGGAGCGAUCCCACCCCUACUUCUUCUGGACGCACCAAGACCUCCUCGUCUUCUCCCACGAGAACUCCACCUCCGCCCCGUACAACUCGCUCUACACCAACGCCAUCCGCACCCUCCGCGACCUCACCACCACCACACCCUCCUCCUUCUCACAUUCCCCCAAAAAAAUCGAGCCUCCUCCCCAAAAAGAGGAGCAGAAACAGAAAUGGGCCCACCACUUCUUCGCCUACGACCACCUGACCCUCGUCAACCGUGACGCCGUCCUCUCCGUCGGCGGCUGGGACACCCAGAUCCCCUACUACGCCUCCGACUGCGACACGUACCUGCGCCUGAUGUGGGCGGGCUUCUCGCAGCGCGAAAGCACCAUCGGCCUAAUCCUCGACGUGGGCAGCGUCCUGGCCGACGUCGGGGCGCUGUUGCGGAUCAAGGGAAUUAAAGCAAGCCUGUUGUUACCUACGCCUGGGAUCCGACCGGAGGACGAGGAGGGGCAGGAUGAGAAGAAGGAUGAGGAUGCUAAGGGCGAGGAAGAGAAAAUCGACGAGAAUUAUGUGGAGAGCUGGGAGACGUUGGUGCAGUUGGGUAUGAAGAUGGAGGAGGACAAGUAUGUGGGUGGGAACGCGGGAAGGAAUAUGUGGCAGGCGAUGCAGCGCGGCGGUCGGGGGGAGCCGUUUUAUCGGGAUGCCGACGGGUUUGAAAAGGGGGUCAAGAUGUGGAUUGACGCGGGUAGGGCUGUGUUUGCUGAGAAAUGGGGGCAUCGUGGGUGUGGGCUGAUUAGCAUGGGCAUCAAGGGAGAGGAUGCCUGGCGGUUGGAGAGGGAUUGGGACGAGGAGACGGAGGGGUUUGGAUGGGAAGGGAAUGGAUGGUGA
Messenger RNA from Parathielavia appendiculata, 1335 nucleotides. RefSeq lists its product as uncharacterized. Bases 1 to 1335 code for a protein of 444 amino acids. Lineage: Eukaryota; Fungi; Ascomycota; Sordariomycetes; Sordariales; Chaetomiaceae. The transcript has 3 exons. The record is from RefSeq and is a predicted model, not a curated record.